GCUCUUAGUAGGCUAUACAAGGCUGAGGCAUAUGGAAUAGUUGUUGGUACGGGAUCCAAAACGGUGCAGCCCAAACUUAAAAAGUUUUGGUGGUUGUGUAAUGUUGUUAUUCUAUUUGAUCUGAAAAGAGAAAACAGUUUCUAUUAGCUGAAGAAAAAGCUUCUGUUGACAUCUAAAAUAGUAGUAUUAUAAACGGGAGACAUGUAUUCCUACACCGGUGAAUAAUUAAUUAAUUAGGGUUGACCGAUGAACAUCAGGAAAACAAAAGAAAAAAGGUAUCUUCUAGGCAUUCAAAUUAGUUAUGAAAUACUAAAAAAACAGAGUUGUAGAGAACAAUCUCUCGAAACAGUUAAGAACACAUGUACCAUCAUCAUGUUGUAUUAGACAAAAUGCAGUAGUAUUCCUACUUUUCCUAGCAGCGAUUAGUUUCAAAAAUUUGUACUAUUGGCAUUUAGAAUCGAGCUGAUACUUGCUACUUUUAAUUUUAGGCAUGUAUACAUAUAUAUAAAAGAAAUGGUAGAAGUAAAUAGAAAGAGGAAGAUGCAUAUAUCUACUUUUUUGAAUUGUUUCAUAGAAGUAGAAUAGCUUUCACGGUUCACAUAAUAACCCAUAUGCUAAAAAGAAGAUAAAAUUUGAAUGCCAUGAGGUGACAGGACAUGUUUGUUUAUUUAUAUGUAAGAGAAGUAAAUAUAAUACACAUUUUUGAUAUGACUAAUAGUUAAUAUUUUAUCAAAAAUAGUUUUAAGUUAAUUUUAUGGAUUAAAAGUUAACAAUAUGGCUAAACGAGAGUAUGUGGUUGGUUGGUAAUGCUAAAUAUAAAUUUUAAAGUUGGGCACUCAGUCACUUUUGGUCUGUCGUUUGGGGCUUAAGUAAUGGCGCUCCAUCUUUAGCGCAGUCUCCGAGAUUUUGGAGUUCUCACGGCCUCUGGCUGGAUUCAAGUAAGUUUUGCUCUGUCUACAAGGAAGGAUGGCUCAAUCGAGGGCCAACUUUUCAUCCCGAAACCUUACCAAAACGCAACUAGGCGGUGUCGUUUUCGGCUGCACCAAACAUACCAUCAAGGAAUGCUUGUCCAAACACUUGUUUGGUUUACCUUACAACCACAUUUCAUACGUGCAGAAGAUUGAUACUGCCCUCCCCUUGUUUCUUUUCAACUAUUCUGAUCGUAAACUUCAUGGCAUUUUCGAGGCUGCUGGUCCUGGUCUCCUCAAUAUCAAUCCUUAUGCCUGGACCUCUAACGGUUCCGACAGAACUUCUUUUCCUGCCCAGGUUCAAAUCAGUGCUCGGUUACAGUGUGAACCCCUUUCUGAAGAACAAUUCAAAUCUGCCAUUGAAGAUAAUUACUACACUCCUCACCAUUUUUGGUUCGAGCUUGAUCAUUUACAGACUAAUAAGUUGAUUUGUCUGCUUACUUCCUUUGCUCUCAAACCUAAACCACCCCUCAGUACAUGUACCCCACAGAACAGACAGCUUUUUCACUUUCCUUCAUCACCUCAAAUUGGAGACAACACGGACCAAGUUAAGCCUUCCAAGAAUGAACCCGUGGAGGUGUCACUCGUUUCUGCCAAGGAAUCCUCCUCCUCACCUACUCCUCCUCUUCUUGAAGAACUGAGGGAUCUCGCCCUUAGUCAUGACGACAAUACUCUGAUCAAAACCGUUGACCAAGCAAACAUUCCCACCUGCAACACCUUGACAUGUUCAGCGGGGAAAGGAGAUGGCGGUUCUCUUGUUUCAUCUCCUCCUCAACAUACAAUUAUCCAGUUGAUGCACGAGGUGAAGGAACUCAGGGCAUACGGAAUUGAAAAUUCAACCAAGAUAUGCUACUUGGAAGAGAAACUGGGUGAAGCACACAUUGAAAUCCAUAGACUGAGAGAGCGUUGCAACAUGCUGGAGUCCAAAUCAGCAGGUUCUUUGAUCUCCAAAGCUCGUGGUAGUGAUGAUGGGGAGAGCCAUUCACCAGAUGAUUCAACCGAGGCAAUACUUCUUUUGGGGGGAUUUGAUGGUUACUCUGAAUCAGGAUUGUCAUCAGUGCAAUCAUAUUUUCCAUCUAGGAAUGCUGUAAUGGCUCAUAGUUCGAUGAGCUGUAUCCGCUCAAAUGCUUCAGUGGCAAAAUUGGAUGGUAAAGUUUACGUCUUUGGAGGGGAUGAAGGUGGCCAUGGCUGGUCGAACACAGUUGAAUCAUAUAACGAGACGGAUGGCCGGUGGAGCUUGUGCCCUCCCUUGAACGACCGGAAAGGAAAUUUAGGUGGAGCCACGUUGGAUGGAAAAAUAUUUGCAAUAGGAGGCGGGAACGCUGAGGUGGUUUUUUCAGAUGUUGAGAUGCUUGAUCCAGAUAUAGGGAGAUGGAUCAGAACAAGGUCAAUGGAGCACAAGAGAUUUGCAGUUGCAGCCUCGGAGCAUAACGGUUCGAUAUAUGCUGUCGGUGGUUUUGAUGGGCAGGAGUACCUCAACACAGCUGAAAGGUUUGAUCCUAGAGAGCACUCGUGGAUGAGAAUUGCAUCGAUGAAGUCAAGAAGAGGCUGCCAUUCUCUUGUUGUUUUGAACGAGAAACUAUAUGCGAUAGGUGGGUAUGAUGGAUCGACAAUGGUAUCGAGUGUGGAGAUAUAUGAGCCACGGAGAGGGACAUGGAUAGAGGGAGAAGCAAUGAAGGAGGCGAGAGGAUAUUCAGCAGCGGCAGUAGUGAAAGACUGCAUAUAUGUGAUCGGAGGAUACAAGGGGGAAGGAGUAGACAUCUUAGACACUGUUGAGUGUUACAAGGAUGGCAAAGGGUGGGAAAAGGUGCCGUGUUCAUCCAUGGGGAGGCGUGGCUUUCUAUCCGCAGUGGCUUUGUAAAGUGAAAAAGCCUUCUUCUUUUUUUUGUAUCUAUGGCAAAGUCAUUACUCAUGAGAUGAGAGAGAGAGCCAUUGAUAGGGAACUCUCUAGGAGUUUAGGAGGCAUUUUAGACGUUGGGGGAAGUGUGUUUUUGGAUGCAAAAUGGAUUUUGCUAUAAUGAUGGUUUUGUAAAUUUCAGUUGGAAAACUGACUUGUCUGAAACAGAAGAUUAUAAUUAAAAUAUCGUUGAAACUCGCAA
Molecule: messenger RNA, 3067 nt
Organism: Brassica rapa (field mustard)
Lineage: Eukaryota; Viridiplantae; Streptophyta; Magnoliopsida; Brassicales; Brassicaceae
Product: kelch-like protein 8
Biological process (GO): response to endoplasmic reticulum stress
Molecular function (GO): protein binding
Source: RefSeq, a predicted model, not a curated record